This is a messenger RNA of Fragaria vesca subsp. vesca, 1875 nucleotides long. RefSeq names its product siroheme synthase-like. The record is from RefSeq and is a predicted model, not a curated record. Gene Ontology annotation, biological process: siroheme biosynthetic process. Lineage: Eukaryota; Viridiplantae; Streptophyta; Magnoliopsida; Rosales; Rosaceae. The transcript is spliced from 5 exons. The coding region runs from base 109 to 1239 and encodes 376 amino acids. Gene Ontology annotation, molecular function: uroporphyrin-III C-methyltransferase activity.
CAUCUCUCUCAAGAGUCUCACAUGUUCCUACUCAAAACUCCAACUCUGUUCCCCAACACAAACACAAACACACUGAUUCUCCUCUCCCUUCCAGUCUGAAUCAUCAUCAUGGCUCUUGUCUCCAGGCUUCAAUCUCUGUCUUCUACUCUGUCUUCCACCCAUUUCAGAAAACCCAGUUCCUUCAACCCUCAACCCAUUUGCUCUCUUCACUUCAACUCCUCCCCUUCUUAUACUUCCCCUUUCACAGAGAAGCACUCUAUUGAGAGGUACCAGAGAGACCAAUGGCUUUACAGUAACCAACUGAACCGAACUCUCCCUCCUCCUCCUGAUUCUGAUGCUGAUUCUGAUUUCGCAAGGCAGAACGACAUUGCUUUGCAGCUACCGGAGCUCAGAAAGCUGGUUGAGGUGCUGAGAGAGAAGAGAGAAAAGAGAGAGAGGGAAGGAGGGUGCGGUGGAGGCAAGUGUGGGCCUGGCAAUGUCUUCUUAGUGGGCACUGGCCCUGGGGACUCUGAACUCCUGACAUUGAAGGCUGUCAGAAUCAUUCAGAGUGCUGAUUUAUUGUUGUAUGAUAGAUUGGUGUCCAAUGAUGUCUUGGAUUUUGUUGCCUCUGAUGCUAGACUUGUCUAUGUGGGCAAGACUGCUGGCUACCAUAGCAGAACCCAGGAGGAGAUACAUGAAUUGCUACUGAGUUUUGCUGAAGCUGGAGCUACUGUUGUGAGAUUAAAAGGAGGGGAUCCAUUGGUGUUUGGAAGGGGUGGGGAGGAGAUGGAUUUUUUGCAACAGCAAGGAAUUCAAGUGCAAGUUAUUCCAGGUAUCACUGCUGCUUCUGGCAUAGCAGCAGAGCUCGGGAUCCCAUUAACUCACAGAGGUGUUGCAAAUAGUGUCAGAUUUCUGACUGGGCACUCCAGGAAGGGAGGAACAGAUCCUCUUUUUGUGGCAGAGAAUGCAGCUGAUCCUGAUUCCACCUUAGUGGUAUACAUGGGUUUGUCGACUCUCCCUUCUCUUGCUCAAAAGUUGGUCCAUCAUGGUCUGCCACCUACAACACCAGCUGUUGCAGUUGAGCGAGGGACCACACCUCAACAACGCAUGGUCUUUGCAGAGCUCAAGGAUCUUGCCAAUGAAAUUACAUCAGCAGAGUUGAUAUCACCAACGCUCAUAGUCAUUGGGAAAGUAGUUGCACUUUCACCAUUGUGGCCACAUACUUCGAAUGAAGUGUCCUCUCUUGUCGGAGCCAUAUAGACACGAUUGAGUGGGUGCAACAAGUACCUUUGUCAUUCACUUUGACUUCAGAACUUCGGCUCAAUGCUCAUAAUUUUCGUAAUUUGGACUUCCAUCUGAAUUUCAAAUCAAUUUUAAUGUGGGGGAUGAUCUUGCUUAAGAUCGAAGUGAGUUGGCUGCUUCUAUUUGGAGGCAGAUAAUGUUUCAAGGAGCUUUUGAAUGGUGGAGGAUGAUCUUGCUUAAGAUUGAGAGUUAGCUGCUUAUUUUUGGAGGCAGAUACUGUUUCAAGGAGCUUAUUGUUUACAAACAGUGCCAGCCUGUGCUAGAACAUAGUAUGAUGCUUCCUUGUGAGGAAAUGAAUGAAUUUCAUGCACUGAUGUGAAAGAGGGAGCUGGGUUUUUGUUCACCAGCAGAUAGACUAAAAGAUCCUUUUGUUCAGUCUUGUAGAAAAUUCUUUCAAUGAUUAUCUUGCGAACAGAUUUCGUUCAAGAGAUUUUGGUUCACAUUAGAAACUUCACAACCAAUAAAUAUGGAAUGACGUUCACUUCUCUCUAGGCAUUUCUUUCAGCUUUGGCUUCUCAACUAGCCUAGUUUUGUUCUCCAAUUGAUAUUCCAAACCGAUGUUGAAUACGACCCCUAGGGAGGUGGCUAUAUAUG